Penicillium digitatum Pd1 is the source of this 1611-nucleotide messenger RNA. Its product is annotated as putative MFS transporter. Lineage: Eukaryota; Fungi; Ascomycota; Eurotiomycetes; Eurotiales; Aspergillaceae. Gene Ontology annotation, biological process: transmembrane transport. Gene Ontology annotation, molecular function: transmembrane transporter activity. The record is from RefSeq and is a predicted model, not a curated record. Gene Ontology annotation, cellular component: plasma membrane.
AUGAGUAUAGACGCUUCGACGCCAGGUGAGAGUAUGCUCGAAAGUCAAACCCCGGAUCGCGUGGGCGAGUCAAUCCCGAUCAAAGCGGGAGAAACCGAAAAGGAGACAGGCUCGGGCCGGGAUAUCGUAGGAUUCCGCUGGCUGCUCGUCUGCGUUGCCGUUUUCUCUACCAACUUGCUCUAUGGCCUUGACAAUACCAUUGUGGCAGACAUCCAGGCUCCCAUUGCCGGUGACUUUAACGAGUACACAAGACUGGGUUGGCUUGAUGUGGGCUUCACCUUGGGAUCAGUGGUUAUUAUUCUCCCGUUGGGCAAAGCAUACGCCGUGUUCGAUACGAAAUGGCUCUUCACUGGCUGUUUAACAAUGUUUGCAGCCGGUAGUGCUCUCUGCGGUGGUGCCCCUAGCAUGAAUGCCAUCAUUGUAGGGCGUGUGUGGGCAGGAGCCAGGGGAGCGGGUAUGUAUCUGGGAAACCUGAAUCUGAGUACCAUCCUGACCAUACCGACUAAGCAGCCCGUGUAUGUGGGUCUAUUUGGAUUGAUCUACGGCACCGGCUGUAUUUUGGGUCCCAUUAUUGGCGGUGCUUUCUCCGAUAGUUCGGCCACAUGGCGAUGGUCGUUCUAUCUCAAUCUGGUCAUUUUUGGAGUCAUGUCACCUGUCUAUAUAUUCCUGCUGCCCUCAUUGCCACGCCCAGCAGGCGAAGGCCGCAGCUUCCUCAAGAAGUUAUUGCGGCUGGACUGGGUGGGCACGGUCAUUUCCGCAGGAAUGCACACCUCGACAAUCUUGUUCAUCGUCUUUGGUGGUGUCGAAUGGUCCUGGAAGGAUGGCCGAAAUAUCGCGCUGUACGUAGUCUCUGCCGUCUGUACCAUUGCCUUUGUGCUCAGUCAGUACUUCUGCGUGGGAACCACCAAACAGGACCGAUUAUUCCCAAGCGAGUUCUUGCGGAACCCCACAAUGACCCUCCUCUAUGUCAUCAUGGCCUGUGGCGGUGCCGCCCUCUUCGUGGCAGUCUAUUAUAUCCCACUGCACUUCCAGUUUGUCCACGGCGACUCCGGCGUUAUGUCGGCGGUCCGUCUGUUGCCGUUCGUCUGCUUCUACGUGGCUACGAUUCUGCUGUGCGGUUAUGCCAUGCCCAAGACCGGCUUCUUCAUCAUCUGGUAUCUGAUGAGUGGCGUCUUCAUGCUCAUUGGAGCCGUGUUGAUUUACACCGUGAGAUUGGAUACCAGCCCCUCUAACGUCCAUGGGUACUCCAUUCUGAUGGGACUGGGUAUGACCAUUGUAACCCCCGACCGAGUGGCCGAGUGCAUCCAGUUCAUGAACAUCGGCCAGGGUCAGAGUCAUCUGUUGGGAUUGGCCAUAGCAAGUGCCAUUUUCCAAACCAAGACCUUCAGCGGCCUCACUGCUCUGUUAGGGGAUAAGGGAUAUUCGCGGGCGGACAUCCAAGGUGCCAUCGCCGGCACUCAGAGUACCCUGAUGGAGCGACUUCCCCCGGCCUUGAAAACAGCAGCCCUGAAGGUCAUUGUGAGUUCGAUCAGUGAUGUCUACGUAAUGGCAAUUUCGGCUGGUGCUCUCUACGUCGUUGCGUCUUGCUUGCUGCCUCGUCGUCGGUUCUAG